CUCGAAAAACAAAAACCCAAAAAAAUAAAAAAAUAAAUAAAAAUUAAAAAAAUAGAGGGGGAGCCUUGUAACCACCAGAGUCCGCCCAAUGGAACCGAGGGUCCCUCCCCUGUCCCGAAGCCUCCUAUGGCUCCCAUGUCCUGGGGACAGACUCCGGGGACCUUCCCCUAGGGCUUCUCCAGAAGGCGGGCCUGGGCCACUCGCCUGGCUGCAGCCUCCCCCGCGAGGGAGGGCGGCGACCCCUCCCCUGCUCGGUGCCCAGCGCCCUCCCUCCUCCUCCUCCUCCUCAUCCGGGCACAGCUCUGGGGAGGGCGAGCGCAAGGCUCUGGAGUGGUGACUGCGCAGGGAGCCGGGAAGGCGGGGACAGGGGCGCGCGGUAUAAGAGUGGCCGCUGGCACAGGAGCCGCGCCCCAGCCCCCUGCGCCGCCGGCAGCAGAGCCCCGGGCGCCGGCACCCCGGGAGGGCGGCCCCGAGGAGGAGAGGAGGAGGAGGAGCGGGGUCCUUCCUCAGUCCCCGCAGUCCGGGGACUCAACCCGCGAAGGCUGCCUGGAGGAGGAGGGCGGCCGGGCAUGGCUACCGAGGCGCCCUUGGGUCCCAACGCGACCUGGUGGGCUCCGGCCAACGCGUCGGGAUGCCCAGGGUGCGGUGCCAACGCCUCGGACGGCCCGGGCGCGGCGCCCCGGCCCCUGGAUGCCUGGCUGGUCCCCCUGUUCUUCGCCGCGCUCAUGUUGCUCGGGCUGGUGGGGAACUCGCUGGUCAUCUACGUCAUCUGCCGCCACAAGCACAUGCGGACGGUGACCAACUUCUACAUCGCCAACCUGGCGGCCACCGACGUCACCUUCCUGCUGUGCUGCGUCCCCUUCACGGCGCUGCUCUAUCCGCUGCCCGCCUGGGUGCUGGGAGACUUCAUGUGCAAAUUCGUCAACUACAUCCAGCAGGUGUCAGUGCAAGCCACGUGCGCCACCCUGACGGCCAUGAGCGUGGACCGCUGGUACGUGACUGUCUUCCCGCUGCGCGCCCUGCACCGCCGCACUCCGCGCCUGGCCCUGGCCGUCAGCCUCAGCAUCUGGGUGGGUUCUGCAGCCGUGUCCGCCCCGGUGCUGGCCCUGCACCGCCUGUCGCAGGGGCCUCGCACCUACUGCAGCGAGGCCUUUCCCAGCCGCGCCCUGGAGCGCGCCUUCGCCCUCUACAACCUGCUGGCUCUCUACCUGCUGCCCCUGCUCGCUACCUGCGCCUGCUACGGUGCCAUGCUGCGCCACCUGGGCCGAGCUGCCGUGCGCCCCGCGCCCACUGACGGCGCCCUGCAGGGACGGCUGCUGGCACAGCGCGCCGGAGCGGUGCGCACCAAGGUCUCCCGGCUGGUGGCCGCUGUGGUCCUGCUCUUCGCCGCCUGCUGGGGCCCGAUCCAGUUGUUCCUGGUGCUCCAAGCCCUGGGCCCCGCGGGGGCCUGGCACCCUCGCAGCUACGCCGCCUACGCGCUCAAGAUCUGGGCUCACUGCAUGUCCUACAGCAACUCGGCACUCAAUCCGCUGCUCUACGCCUUCCUGGGCUCACACUUCAGACAGGCCUUCUGCCGAGUGUGCCCGUGCGGCCCCCGACGACGCCAGCGCCGGCCCCACGGCUCUGCCCUCUCCGACCGAGCCCCGACCCACACCGCGCCGCGCUGCCUGGCCCGGCAACAGGCUGGCGUCAGGACGCCCGAGCCUGGGAACCCUGCCGCGCGCUCGCCCUGCGUCCUGCGUGAACAAGCUGCUCCACGCUGAGCUAAACCCUCCGGGGACAAUCCAGCCCGUGUUCAGUCGUUAAUGGCGUAGUUUGUGUCCCUGGUAACCCGUGUAAACCGCCUUCUCUUCUUCGGGUCGGCGCCGUGGGCCGUGGUUCUUGCUGUGGUUGUGAUACUACUCUGUACUCGACAGCGUUUGAAGAUUAAUGUCCCCACUUUCCGCAUCUACUUCAGGACUUUGUGCUUAUUAGGCAAGUGCUGGACCACUAAGCUAAAUACCAGCCUCUUUUUCCUUUCCCCUACCCAUUGUAAAACAGGGUCGCAAGUAGCCCAGGCUGGCCUCCAACUCUGUGUGUAGGUAAGGCUGACCCUGAUCCUCUGGCCAUGACCUUGGGACCUAAGCCACCAAGCCCAGCUUUCUUUUUCUAUUUUGAGACAAGGUCCUAACAUCAGAAAAAAUAAAAAAUA
This is a messenger RNA of Peromyscus leucopus (white-footed mouse), 2191 nucleotides long. RefSeq names its product KISS1 receptor (gene Kiss1r). Lineage: Eukaryota; Metazoa; Chordata; Mammalia; Rodentia; Cricetidae. The record is from RefSeq and is a predicted model, not a curated record. Gene Ontology annotation, biological process: neuropeptide signaling pathway. Gene Ontology annotation, molecular function: G protein-coupled peptide receptor activity. Gene Ontology annotation, cellular component: membrane.